UAGCUUCCUGGUAGAGCCCUUAAAUUCAGAAUCACACUUGAUGCCUGAUCGUGCAGCGGACUUAAGCCCCACUCAGCAGGACUGGAACUUGUCCUGGGACACCAUUGGGAAGAGCGAACAUGCUGCUGCUGAUCAGUGUCACCCUCACUGUGGGGGUGUCCUUGGGGGCUCCCGCACAAGUUCAACCCGCUGCUUUUCCUGAAAUAAAACAUGGAGGCCUAUAUCAGCAUGAAAAUAGACGUAAACCAUACUUCCCAGCAGCUGUAGGAAAGUGGUAUUAUUAUUCCUGUAAUGACAACUUUGUGACUCACUCACGAUCAUACUGGCAUUAUGUUACUUGCACACGAGAAGGAUGGUCACCAGCAGUGCCCUGCCGCAGAAAAUGUAUCUUCAGUUAUAUGGUACAUGGAUGUACCCCAAAUUAUGAAGAAUAUUUCCAGGGUGAAUCUGUAAGAGUUGAGUGCCAUCCCGGCUACAGCCUUCCCAAUGAGCAGACCUCAAUGACAUGUACAGAGAAUGGCUGGUCCCCUCCUCCCACAUGCAUCCCUGUCAAAACAUGUUCAAAAUUGGACCUGGAAAUUCCAAAUGGAUUUAUUUCUGAAUCAGAUCCUACAUAUCCUCUACAUAAACGAGUACAAUGUAAGUGCAAACAAGGAUAUGUGACAACAGAUGGUCACACCACUGGGUCGAUUACAUGUCAGCAAAAUGGAUGGUCGACUCAGCCCACAUGCAUUAGUAAAAAAACCUACACAGACACCUCGUUAGGGGCACAGAGAAGCGCUUCCAGACAGAACAGAUCACUCUGUGCUGAGUGUGGUCCCCGUACCAUGGCCCUGAAGAUCAUGGAGAUUUUCGAAGAGCUGUUUGCUCAGGUCAUCAUAUUGAUCCCAAAGCUGUGCAAGUCUAAAAGAAAAUGCGGGACCCCUCCACCUAUUCAAAAUGGAGACAUCACCACAUUCCCAUUAGCAGAAUAUGCUCCAGGGUCAUCAGUUGAAUACCAAUGCCAGUUCUUGUAUGAACUUCAGGGAAACAAGCAGAUAACAUGUAGAGAUGGAGAGUGGUCAGAACCACCAAAAUGCUUAGAUGCAUGUAUAGUAUCAGAAGAAAUUAUGGAAAAACAUAAUAUACAGUUUAAAUAGACUUAUGAGAAAAAACUUUAUUCUAGGACAGAUGAUAUAGUUGAAUUUGUGUGUAAAACUGGGUAUCGAGUACAGUCACCAUAUUCUGCAUCUCGAGCAACAUGUCGGGAAGGGAAAGUGGAGUAUCCCACUUGUGUGAGAAGAUAGAGAUAGAACGAAGUCAUGAAAUUAUAAUAUGCACACUCUUUUAGGAUUUUUUAUUAUAAUCACACUUCUCAAUUUUAUUUUUUGAAAUAUUUAAUUCAUUUUUGUUCAGAAAUCAGAAUUUUUGUUACUCUGAAGUACAUGAAAUAAUGAUACUCUGAGAGGAUAAAACCUUACUCCAAAAAGCACUGCAUUAAAACGUGGCAAACUGAAGUGCUAUGUCGUACUCAUAGGACACCUGUGACCAGAUUAGAUGCAGUCACUUCAGAGCUUGCCUCCAUCCACCAUUCUUGACUCUCUCAAAGCUUCCUCCAUAAUUUCUGUGGCAUUCUGAGACACGAUUUUGGAGGAAAUAGAAAACAUUUCCUGCUUUUUGUCUUUGAAAUAAUAUCACUACACAAACACAUAAACACCACACCAUGCUUGUGACAAGAUACCAAAAAUUAUCAGUUCCUCUUUUUUGCUUACUUACACGUAAAGAGAAAACUAUACAAAAAGGAUGACAUACAGCCUCCUACAAGAUUCUAACACUUUUAAUAAUUCAAGGAAAUCAUAAAGAGGACUUAGAAUCCAGUUGAGUAUGUAACAGUUAUUCAGUAACAUAAAAAUGAUAAUCCAUAUCAAGAAUAAACAUACACACCCCACUUUGAACUCUAGUGUUUACAAAACAACACUGGCAGAAUUUUUACAGGGACUAGAGUUGAGUUUAGAGACAAUAGAAGUAAGACUUGAUGUUUAACCUCUGUAUUCUUAUCUCUAGAGUCUGAUUGUUCCGCCUUUAGCAUGUCACCGUUUAAUCACAAGAGUACAUUAUUUUAAAAUAAAGAAGACUGAAAAGCAAGGCGAUGCAAGCUGAGAACAGUGAAGACCUUGUCGUAAUAACCUUGAUGGCCGUAACAGUUUCAUGCACUUAUUGGUAUAGAAAUAUUUUGGAAAUAUUCAAUAAGAUCCUGAAAAAUAAUUUCUAUGAUCACACAUUUCAUCAGCCUGAAUUAGUUAAAAUCACUCCUGGACAGACCCAUUUUAAAGUUUCUAUGAAAAAUCUGAACAAUGUAGACAUGAAACUGAAUGUCAGUCCUAGAUUUUAGGGGGAUCAGUGGGAACUCCAUGAUGGGGGUGUGAUGAACAGCUCGUCCAUGGAAAGCUGACUGGGAAGAAGGUAAGGAGGGCCUGCAUCUCUCCUCACUGCUGACCAGUCUCUGAGUCUCAGAAUCUCCAACAAAAAUAUUUUGAUGCUACAACUCUUCGAGGUGAGGCAUGUACUUCAUUUUAUAGCACAUCAGAGAUACACAGAUGGUGAAGAAUAGUCACACGUUAUCCCCUAAGUUACAUUUUCUCACUUUAGAAAAGAAAAAUGCUUUGUGUGCUGCGCUCUUGGCAUUGGAUAUUGGCCAGCAACCAUUUAUGAAUAUUAUUGUUAUUAGAUAUAACUUACUAACUUACGAGCAUCCAAUGAGCUCUAUACAGCAACCAGAUGGAAAGUUCUGUAGAGAUGAUAAACUCAGACCACACUUUUCCCCAACCAUCCAACAUACAGAAUAGUUGAGAUAAUAGAAUAAUGAACUCUGGCAGAGACACAGUCAAUAUUCAACCAGUGUUAACAUUUUUUCCUAUUUGUUACUGUACUUACCAGUGUCCUCAUAGAUUUCUCUCUCAUGUGUGUGUGUUUCAGGAGAGUGAGGUAAACCAUUAAAAAUAUUUGCAGAUAUUAUGAAAUUUCUUCAAAAUUUUUAGUGUGUCUCUCUAAAAAAGAGGUAAAGUUUCACAUCUAAGCAAUAUAGUGCCAUCACAACUAUGAAAAUGAACAUGACUUCCCUAGUAUUAUUUAUUCUUCAUCUUUUAAUAGCUGUUACAUCAAAUGAGGUACUAAUUCAGUGCAUUCUCUGUUUUUGAUUCCUAUGCCACUUCAAGAUCUUUUCAUUUAAAAUUUUCAAGCUUUAUUGAGAUAACUGACAUAGAAUAAUGUGUCAAUUUAAGGUGAACGGUGUGAUGACUUCAUAUACAUUACAAAAUCAUUUCAACAAUAAGGUUGGUUAACACACCCAUCUCCUCACACAAUUCCAUUCCUCCUGCUGAGAACACUUAAGACCUACUCUGUUUCGAGUGUACAGUACAGGGUUAUUCGCUAUAAUCACCAUACUGUCUGUGAAAUUCCAAGACCUUACUCAUCAUAUGACUGAAGUCCGUACCUGGUCACCAGCAUCUGCCCAUUCCCCCACCCGCACCCCCGGGGUGCGGAGACUGGAUUAGAGCCCCUCAUCUAGCCUUUGCUGUAUGAGUUUGUCUUUCUAGAUUCCACACAGAAGUGAGGUCGAACAGCCUCUGUCUUUCUCUGACUUGUUCCACUUGGCGUAAU
This is a messenger RNA of Rhinolophus ferrumequinum (greater horseshoe bat), 3639 nucleotides long. Its product is annotated as complement factor H-related protein 3-like. The record is from RefSeq and is a predicted model, not a curated record. NCBI's taxonomy places the organism in Eukaryota, Metazoa, Chordata, Mammalia, Chiroptera, Rhinolophidae.